Thalassophryne amazonica is the source of this 901-nucleotide messenger RNA. RefSeq names its product ly6/PLAUR domain-containing protein 1-like. Gene Ontology annotation, biological process: acetylcholine receptor signaling pathway. Gene Ontology annotation, molecular function: acetylcholine receptor inhibitor activity. The record is from RefSeq and is a predicted model, not a curated record. NCBI's taxonomy places the organism in Eukaryota, Metazoa, Chordata, Actinopteri, Batrachoidiformes, Batrachoididae.
AUGCGGCUGUUCACGGUCACAUUGCUCCUCUUCUUCUUCUUCAAGUCAGGAGUGUGUCUGCAGAUUCAGUGCUAUCAGUGUGAGGAGAUGACACAUGACUGCUCCACGCCGGAGUUCAUUGUUAACUGCACGGUGAACGUGCAGGACAUGUGCCAGAAGGAGGUUCUGGUGAAGGAGGACGGCGUGCACUACCGUAAGUCCUGCGCCUCGUCUGGAGCGUGUCUCAUCGCCUCUUCUGGCUACCAGCAGUUUUGCACCGGCAAGCUGAACUCGGUGUGUAUCACCUGCUGUAACACGCCGCUCUGUAACGGACCACGCCAAAAGAAGAGGCCUGCACUGUCCACCGCUAGCACCCUGACCACACCACAGCUCCACCUCUUUCCUCUGUCCACCGUCCUGCUGAUGUGGUCGACCCUGUGCUGACAGACCGCCACACCCUCAGUCAAAUUGUCAAAAAUGUCAAAAGCAUAGAGUAGAACUGUCUUUGUAGAGACAGUGAAGGACUCAUCUUUUCAAACUCAUAUUCUUUAAGGCACGACAAACGUUUGGACAUUUAUCUUCAUGAUGUUUUGCAGUAGGUUGCCUGUGAAGGUCAGAAGGUCAGAGAAGGAAUUUGAACUUUGCGUCGUAUCACAAACUGGAAGAUGAAACGUCCUCAAGCUGCUGAGCUGGACACCAGAAGAAAAAACAAAGAUUUGAUAUUUCCACGUCAGAUUGCUGCAUGUUUGAAAUCUGUAUUCUGUGAAAUGGUGAGAGAUGGUGAAUGAGAACUCUUCAGGAACCAGAACCCACUCGGGCUGUGGUGCAGCUUUUUAAAUGUUUAAGCUGCAGAAGAAGACAUCCAUCCAUGACGGCAGGUCAGGAGCGAGGACAAACACAGCGUCUCUGCAGAUGUGGUGUC